Molecule: messenger RNA, 201 nt
Organism: Penicillium antarcticum
Lineage: Eukaryota; Fungi; Ascomycota; Eurotiomycetes; Eurotiales; Aspergillaceae
Exons: 2
Coding region: 1-201 (66 amino acids)
Source: RefSeq, a predicted model, not a curated record
AUGCAGCUCGCAUCCUUCCUCAUUGCCGCUCUCGCGUUUGCUGUCUCUAACGCCUGGGCCCAGGAUGACGCUUCCGGUGACGAACCUACCUGUCUGCGUAUCUGUCGUGAUGAUCCUGUUACCUGCCAGGCAGACUGGGUCUCUACACAAGUUGCCGCCGAAGGCGAGGAGAAGCCAUGCUGGACUUGCUGCAGCAAAUAG